GCCCAAAAACGAAACGAAGAAAAACGAGAGCAAGGUUGAAAAAAUUGAGAUGGAAGAUCUUGGUCUGGAGAAAGUUGAUGAAAUCUUCAAACAGUUUCAAGGUACGUUUAAUGUGUUCUACAUCUGCCAGACUGAUAUGCAAUCCGCAGUGGAGAAAUUUAAAACAGCAGUCAAGACAACAGGGGAGUUUCGUGUGUGUCUGGAGGAAUUCAAGCAGCAAUUAAAAGGCCAACGUGUUGUUAUUAAGAAGCUGGCUCUAAGAUUUCCAAAGGCAGUCCAGAAGGGGGACGAAUCUGUUAAAGACGCGGCAAAUGCAUUGGUUAGUAUCUUCAAGGCGUACAACGAUUUGGAGAAACUACCGGUUAAAGUAACCAGGAAGAUCAUUGAUUGUUCAAAAGAUGUCAUGGAAUUGAAUAUGAGCGAGAUAACGGGUCAAGAAGUCGGAGGGAGUGUAAUUGAUUUGUGCAAGAUACCGAAACAAAUAACAACCGUCCGCAAGAAUAUGAAAGAAAUGAAAAAAGCACCGAAAAUUGUAAAUUCUUUCUUCGAGUACGCUACUAGCAUUGUGAUGGAUGUGAUCGAGGUGCUUGGUGAUGAGAAGAACAAGGAGGAAUUGACGCAGCGGAAGGAAACAGCGGACAAGAACACGGAGAAAAUGGAUGAUGAAAUGAAGAACGUGCUAGACCCAGAACCGCCAAAGGAAAUCAAGUUCACGUCACUUGGAAUCCCUACAAUAGAUCGAAUUUUCAACGAUAUUGCCGACGUGGUAAACCCGGUGAUAAGAUUAAGCAAAGAUGCAUUCGACGCUAGAAAACGUCUGGAGCAAGCAAUAAAAGCUGUCAGUGAAUUUCACGAUGAUCCCUCAAAAGCGUUCGAUGAUUAUUUGGAAGAACUCAAAAAACGUCUCAAGAAAGGUGGGUGUGUUCCCAGGUUUGGGUUGGGACAAAGGCCAUGUUACACGUGGCAAUUUUUACUGCAUGCAGCUUGCAACGCAAUUUUGACAUAAGGCUAUUAAUAUAUUGAUGUUAUUUAAAAAGGUGUCGUAGGGAUCCUUUUCCCUGUGACUACUUUUUGAAUAACAUGGUUUUAGAAUGAGUCAAUGGAUCAAUUUAAUUUUAAUAGUUUAGUUUAUGAGCGAAAGCCAUUGACGCGUAAUCCAUUGACGAAAUAGUAAACGUUGGAGAUGUAGAAAGUUCAUUAGUUAUUUGUAAAUGGAAGUUUCGAGUGGAAUUUUCAUACAUUUAUUCGAUCUAACCAGGAACACUAUAUGUUCAGGUUAGGCUUGGAUCGGGAUUAGGAUUAUUUACACAAAGUUCAGAUUAGGGCGAGGUUUAUUUUCAGGAUAAGGGUCGGGAUCAUAUGGUUCAGUGUUGGUAUAUAGAGAAUCGCUUUAUUUAUCAUGCGUUAAUUAACAUGUAAAUCCAUUUACAAAGGUAAUGUUCAUAUCAAGAUCUCAGUCAAUGGAAAUCGCAUUGAAAUUGAAAAAAUUGAAGGUUUUGAACCGAAGGCGAUGCAAGACAUGGAGUCUGGUUUCAAGGGAGUUAUCAAGAGUGGUGAUGAGUUGAUCGACCUUGCCCCGGACUCCAUCAAGAAGUUGAUUGGCUUUAUUCAAGAUAUCUCUAACAUCUCCAAGACGGAUAUCAACAAUCAUGUCUCACUCAGGGAAGUGCCGUCCAAAUUUUCGGCGUUGAAUGAAAACAGAAAAAAAGCGAGGCCGAUUCCUGACGACUUGAAGUUCUUCUUGUGUUUCGUUCGAAAUUUGAUCAUGGAUAUUCUUGAGGUAUUACACACGCAGAAAGAAGAUGGAGCUCAAGGUUCCGAGGAAGGGAGCGAUAAUCAGGCUCCAGCCACAGAAUAACUUCAUUAUAUAUAAUCUCUUGCAUAGACAAUGUUUUGUCGUCAAUUAGUUUAGCUAAUUAAGUAAAUGAACAUUGAAUUUACGAAGAAUUGGGAUAAAAUCUAAAAUUAUUGUUGUCUUCGGCAACAAAAAUUUGGUUUGCCUAAUUUGAAACAUUGGAAUGAUUUGGAAAUUAACAUUCGGCAGUCGACGUCAAGUAGUUUAAUUGACUUCAAAGAAAUGUUUAAUUGAUUAACUUUUAUUGCAUACUUUUACUUUCAUUUUUCUGUAAGAGGUAAUCUCUUCUGUUUAAUAAUAUUAGGCAUUUUAUGCAUGUACAUCAUAUAUAUGCAGAACCUCCCUGAAAAUUAUUGUGAGCGGAGCAUUUCCUGUAAAAAUAUUAUCACCCUGAAAAAGGUUAAUUGGGUCGUAGGCAGGGCUGGUCGUAGGCAAGCAACGGGGGCGCGGGGGUCGAUUAUGUUGUGUGUUAUACGCUAUAUCUUGCUUUUUUCCAAUAUUUUUGCCCGAAAAUAGAAAUCAAACCUAACACUGUUAUUUGAGAGACCUAUAACUUUAUAAUACCGGUUGAGUGCAAGGUUUGAACAGAAUACUGAAAAUGUGACAAAUGUCUCUAGACGCGAAGGUCCUUCGUCAGAUCAGUUAUCAGGAGUUUAUAGAGUUAAAUAAUAACCCUUUUGCUUAAAGAUGCGGUAUACAGUCCGUACGUAAACAAAGGCUUUGUUUACAUUUCGGUAUCCAAAAUACAGAAUUUUAUUCAACAACUAUUUAUAUUUUCAUGAUUCUAGAGUAUAAUAAAUUAUCAGGACACAACAAUCAAGCUUUGCAGGAACAUAAAAUGAAAUAAAAACCUAAAUAAACUGUUUGUAUAAUAAAAAGAGGGCUCCUUUGUGCACAUGCGCAGAUCGGACUGUACCGCAUCUUUAAUCAAAAAUCAAAAUGACAAAACAAAACAAACAAAUAUAGGCCUAGCUUGUAAGUUGUAUAGCCAUGCAUAAAUAAUAUUUCAACGCACGUGUGCUUUAAUCCUCUAUGUUUUUACGACUGUAAACUGACACUCAUGCAGUUGGGAAAUUUUGUGCCCGAUCUUGGGCAGUUAGAGCACUUGAAAAUUUAGUACAAGUAAAAAUUCUACGGGUCGUACGGCUCUCUAUCCGCGUUUUCGCUUGCCCCGAGAUCUAUUAUACUGUGGGUCGGCUAUAUAUAUUGCAGAUUCUUCGUUCUCCCAAAACAUUGCUUCUGGAGCAUUUGCGGAC
This is a messenger RNA of Paramuricea clavata, 3111 nucleotides long. Lineage: Eukaryota; Metazoa; Cnidaria; Anthozoa; Malacalcyonacea; Plexauridae. The record is from the annotation of a GenBank genome assembly.